This is a messenger RNA of Pochonia chlamydosporia 170, 318 nucleotides long. RefSeq lists its product as hypothetical. Lineage: Eukaryota; Fungi; Ascomycota; Sordariomycetes; Hypocreales; Clavicipitaceae. The transcript has a single exon. Bases 1 to 318 code for a protein of 105 amino acids. The record is from RefSeq and is a predicted model, not a curated record.
AUGCGCAGUCUUGAUAAAUUUUGGAGAUUAAGUCAAUUUAGACUUGCUCGGUUUGUUUUCCUUUGGCGGCUUUUCCGAGUAGUCAGCAGCAUCCUGCUCUGUUCCGAGUCCAUCUCUGUGUUCGCCGAUCAGGAUUUGUCAUUUGCGCUGCUGAAUCACCCCCAUGAAACUGCAGCGACUUCCUUCUGGUCCUGCAUUUGGCAGAUUCUCGGCUUCACCAACCUCUUCGGACUCGGGAAUUGCUUGGUAACGGUUGGUUCAACAGCAAGCUACGUGGAUUUGCACUCGGAGCCAUACAUUGAAGGUGAACCAGUUUAA